GUCCCGGGCCCGCGGCGCCGCGCAGCACGGGGCAGGCAGGGGCAGGAGCGAGCCGAGCCGAGCCGAGCGGGCCGGGCCGGGCGGGCCGGGGCCGAGGCCAUGCCGUGCCCGCAGUGAGCGAUGCCUUUGGGAAAUGGCCCCACGGCAGCCCCGCGCCCCGCCUGGAGCCCGCUCUGCCGCCGCCUCCUCCCGCUGCUGCCGCUGCUGCUCCUGGCCGCCGCCCGCCCGGCCCGGGCCACCGCCACCGCCGCCACCGCCACCGCCACCGGGGCCUGCGCCCGCUCCUGCGCCGCCGGCUCCUGCCUGCUCAACUGCUCGUCCCGCGGCCUGCGCCAGCCCCCGCCCGCCCGCGGCCCCGCGCCCGCCGCCGCGCUGGAUCUUUCCAAUAACAAAAUCAGCAGUUUAGACGCUCAGAUGUUCGAAAGCCUGACUUCCCUGGCAAAACUAGAUAUAAGCCACAACCAGAUUUCUACAUUAGAAGAUGGAAUAUUUGAUAAUUUAUUUAAUUUAACUGAAAUAAACUUAAGUCUGAAUCCGUUUCUUUGCGACUGCAAACUUUCAUGGCUGCCCCGCUGGGCGGAAGAAAGAAAAGUUAAAGUGAUCCAGGCGGCCGAGACAAAAUGUGCCCAUCCUCCUGAAGUGGCCAACCUUUCUCUUUUCAACAUUUCAUUCACCAACGUGACUUGUGACGCCGAGUACCUGGCAUGCGUGAUCGACAACCGCACGGGGGAGGCGGACGCCGUCGUCCUCUUCAUGCCCGGCCGCCGCGAAAACCUCACCGAGGAAGCCUGCAGUGCCCUGUGCUACGCGGAGGACCAGGACUACGGCGGCUUCAGCGACCAGGGCUGGUGCCUGUGCGGUGCCGCCCUCCAGCCAAACACCUCCUCUGCCUGCUGGUCCUUUUGCACCGAGCCUGCGCCCGAGCCGGCCUGCCGCAGCCCGGCGCUCGUUCCCUCCAUCUUCCCGGCACGGCUGCAAGCCUCCUUCACGGGGCACCGCCGGCCGUCCAGCCUUCACCGUGCCGUGGCCUUCCACCUCAGCGUGCCAGCUGCCGUCAGCACUUUACGGUGGGACUUCGGGGACCUGUCGGGGGUCUUCAGCACCACCAGGCAUGCCGCUCUCCACAAGUACGCGCUGCCUGGGCGGUACAACGUCACCGCCACCCUCCUCGUGGGCAGCAGGGUCAGCUCCGUGCAGACGGAGGUCGAGGUGGUGGCUCCCCCGGACGAAGUGGAGCUGCAGUGUCCUUCGCUGGUCAGGACGAGCGAGAGCCUGGACCUGAGGAUCAGGAACAGGGGCGGCACCGGCCUGUCGGCAGCGUACAGCAUCACUGCAGAGUCCGAGGAGCUGGGCAAAGCGGUUCACCCCAUGUGCCCCUCGGACGGCUUGGUCUUCCCUGGCAAUGGCUAUUGCUACCGGCUGGUGGUGGAGAAGGCCGAGUGGCUGGAGGCCCAGCAGCAAUGCCAGGAGCACGGCAGCGGCGAGCUGGCCUUUGUGAGCACUCCCGAGAUCCAGAGCUUCUUGGUCUCCCGGGUCAUCAGGAGCUUGGACGUCUGGAUCGGAUUCAACGAUUUCGCAAGCGCCGGAGCACAGCAGCGUGGCGAAGGCUUCAAUCUGGAGAGCUGUCAGAACUGGCUGCCCGGGGAGCCCCAUCCCUCCAACGCCGACCACUGCGUCCGCAUGGGCCCGACGGGCCAGUGCAACACCGACCUGUGCAUGGCCAAGCACAGCUACGUGUGCCAAUACAAGCCGGAAGGGAUUCUCUUAAACGCCGACAACUUUUACGUGGGCAACCCGGCGUUCGACACGCACGCGCCCAUGAGGAACGUGACCAGGGAAGAUUCGCUCUCGGCCCCGCGGGACGCGGUGGAGAUGCUGAUGUUCCCCACUUGGGAGUUUGAGCACGAGGGAUUUUUAACGGCCUUUGAGUUUGUGACUCAAGAGCUGCAGCAGCCUGCUCAAGUGAGGCUUCAGGUGCACAGACCGGCCGGCGGAGAAGGUUACGAAGAGGAAGCGAGUGCUGCGCAGCCAUUCAACACUUCUCAGGACAAUGGGAACUGGACACUACUUGAAUGUCCUGCUGGUUUCCAGUGGUGUCACUUGACUAAUACGUGUGUGUCACAAAGCAGUGGCUGCAACACAACAGAGUGUGCCGACAAUCUCACCGCCACGACUGCCCCCGCCGCUCCUGGGCACGACGGCGGCCCGCUCCGCUACGAACUCCUCAGAGAGUUCCUGUUCGCUGUACCCGCCGGCACCGCGACUCAGUAUCUGGUCUUGUUCGGCGAUGAAAGCACCUUGGUGAGGUCUAAGGACGUCUUUAGCCUCCAGCAUGACGCCGGUCCGGGCUUGUUCCUCCAGUGCCAGCCCAGCGGGACUUCUCCGUACAGACACCGCUACCUAAGCACCAACUCUUCCGACUGGUCGCCCCACCUGCCUGCCAGCCUCACCCGCGCCAGCUGGCAGAACGACACCGUGUGCUCUCUCAGGGUCCUCUACGCCGCCGAGCAGGUCGUGCCUAUGCUCGGCCAACCCAACCCGGGGCUGGAGCAUCGAGGCCGCUACACCGUGAAAGCCACCGUGGACAACGGGGUCUUCAGUGCCAACUUAUCUUGCAGUUUCUGGGUCAUUUCCCCGGUGACGGGCCUGCGCGUCAUCUACCCGCCGGCUCAAGGAGGCAUAGUCUACGUGCCGACGAACCACUCCUCGCUGGUGGUGAAGAUCUCCUCCGGGGUGAACGCCACAGCCAGCUGGCUGGGUGGGAACUGGAGCUUCCCCUUCGAAGGGGCAUGCCCGCCCGCCGUGGUGCCGCCGACCACAGACUGCGCCAGAGACACCAACGACACCUGGUUCUCGGUGGUCGGGCUCGGCGGCCUCGGGGACGGCGUGAACAUGCUGGUGCUCGUUGCAGAGAACGCGGCGAGCGCCCAGAACAUCACCAUCAGCGUCAAAGUGGAGGAGCCCAUUCGAGGGCUUCGGGCCACCCCGGACCCGGAGAGCAGAGUCUUGCUCAACACGCGGGUGAGCUAUGUGCCCAUGUUGGAGGCCGGGUCAGAUGUGACCUUCCGGUGGACGGUGGACGAUAAACCGUCCUUCACCUUUUACAACGUGGUCUUCAACGUGAUCUACCAGAGCGCGGCCGUGUACAAGCUCUCGCUCACCGCCUCCAAUCACGUCAGCAACGUCACGGUCGACUACAACGUCACGGUGGAGAAGAUGAACAAGAUGAAGAACCUGAGCGUGUCCGGGAUCCCGGCGGUGCUCCCGCAGAACGCGACGGUGGAGCUGACCGCCAGCGUCGUGAUCGACACGGCCGUGGAUGCCGCCUUUGUGUGGGACUUUGGUGAUGGCACCCAUGAGACGUACCAAUUUAAACCUCCCUAUAAUGGGUCCUUCCUCAUUCCUGACCCCAGCGUUCACGAGGUGGUGAUCGAGCAGAGUGCAUCACACACCUAUGAGGAGCCAGGCGAGUACACCUUGGUGGUUUUAGCGUCCAACCCAUUUGAGAACCUCACGCACCAGAUCCCGGUUUACGUCCACGUGUACCUAAUCGACGUGAAGGUAGACACCGACACGGACGUCCUGGCCGUGAACCGGCCCGUCAACUUCACAGCUUACCCCGUGCCCUCUCCCUACGGCGUCCUGUACACCUGGGACUUUGGCGAUGGCUCCUCGCUGCUGACGGAGAGCCAGCCGACAGCUGUCCACAGCUACCAAACCAAGGGGGUCUACAACGUGAGCCUGAAAGCCAACAACACCGUGAGCAGCGUGGAGACAUUCAGACUUUACCGGGUGUUCGAGGAGAUAGCGGGGCUGCACGUUUCCUUCGAGGAGGCCGUGGAGGUAGGCAUGUCCAUCACAAUCAACGCCUCGGUGGAGGCGGGGGACAAUAUCACCUGGAUAUUUGACAUGGGGGACGGGACCGUUCAGCAGGGCCCCUUGCCAGCGGUAGAACAUAUCUACGAGAAGGACAUCAACUGCACCGUGAACGUGACCGCGGCCAAUCCCGUCAGCUCCGUUUCUCAGUCGGUGCCUCUCCGAAUCUUUGUCCUGGAGGUGCUCAAAAUCGAGCCUUCCUCGUGCAUCCUGGAGCACCCAGACGUGCAGAUCACUGCCUACGUCUCGGGGAACCCCGACGACUACGUCUUCGACUGGACCUUUGGAGAUGGCUCAUCCAACGUCACCGUCUACGGGGACCCCACGGUCAUGCACAACUUCACCCGCAGCGGCAUCUUCCCCCUCUCCCUGGUCCUCUCAAGCAGCGCGAACAAGGCGCACUACUUCACUAGCGUGUGCGUGGAGCCCGAGAUCAUCAACGUCACGCUCUUGCCCCCCAAGCAGUUCGCGAGACUGGGCGAGGAGAGCUGGUUCCAGGUCAGCGCCGUGCCCUUGUACCAGUACAGGUACCGCUGGGAUUUCGGGACCAACGAGUCCACCAGGUCCAGCGGCACUGAGGUCAGCUACUCCUACAAGAGCACGGGGAUCUACCUGGUCACUGUAACCGUCUCCAACAACGUCUCGUUCAACAACGACACGGCCUUUGUGGAAGUCCAAGAGCCGGUCGGGGUAGCCAAGAUCGAGUAUAACGGGACCCGGGUUUUGGAGCUAAACCAGAUCUACCUGUUCUCUGCCAGCGCGAAUGGGACCAAGGUGAGCUAUCGCUGGGACUUUGGCGAUGGCAGCAGCCAGCGCGGACAGGCCGUCACCCACACCUACAACACCACCGGCAGCUACGCCGUCAGCAUGACGGGCUGGAACAACGUGAGCUUCAACGAGACGCGGGUCAACGUCACCGUGAAAAGGCGGCUCCAGGGGCUCACCAUCAACGCCAGCAGGACCGUGGUGCCGCUGAAUGGCUCCGUGAGCUUUGUGGCCAUACUCCUAGCGGGCCGUGCCGUCCGGCACUCCUGGAUCCUGUGCGAUUACUGCACGCCCAUCCAAGGCUCCUCCACCAUCUCCUACACCUUCCGGUCCGUGGGGACCUUCAACGUCAUCGUGACGGCAGAGAACGAGAUCAGCUCCCUGCAGGACAGCAUCUACGUCUUCGUCCUGGAGCAAAUCAAAGGCCUGCAGAUCGCCAGCGGCGACCUUGUGGAGGAUGCCUUCUUCCCAACCAACAAAACGUUGCACUUGCAGGCCGUGGUGAGAGAGGGGACGAACAUCUCGUACAGCUGGGCUGCCCUGAGGGACGGCUGCCCCAUGCAGACGUUCGGCGGGAAGACUUUCUCUUUGAGCAUCCUGGAAGCCGGGAACUACACCAUCCACCUGAAAGCCACCAACAUGCUGGGAAGCGCAGCCGUGAACAGGACGGUGGAGUUCAUUGAAAGCAUUGGCCUUCUGAAGCCGUCUGCUUUCCCCAAUCCCACGGCUGUCAACACCACCGUGAACAUAAGCACUAGCAUCACCAGCGGCACUGGCGUCGCCUACUUUUGGCACCUGGGGGAUGGUUUCUCUCCUCGGACCGUCGAGCCCUUCGUCGUGCACUCCUUCCAAAGCCCGGGAGCUGUAGAGGUCACCAUCAGGGCCGAAAACAAGCUUGGUGCCACGAAUGCAACGAUUCUGGUCUUUGUACAGGAGCCCGUCGUGGGGCUGAGGAUUGAGACGCCGAAGCUGGACUACAUCGCAUCAGGCUGCACGGUGGUCUUCGAUGGCAAAUUGCAAAAGGGGACCAACGUGACGUGGCUGUGGGAGCUGGACAACAGCACGAUAAACGGCCAGAUGGUGCCCAUGCCGUUCCCCGUGGCCGGCACCUUCUCGGUCUUCCUCAACGCGUCCAACGACGUCAGCUGGCUGGUGGUCAGCAGGAACAUCACGGUGCAAGACGAAGUCCGAGGGCUGGAGCUCUUUGUGAGCAAGAAGGUGGUGGAGCCGGGAGAAGAGGUCUCGUUCGUGAUCAACAUGAUCUCCGGCUCGUCCGUGACCUACAUGGUGAGCAUCAGCAGAGACUACUCCGUGGUGCUCAACGGCUCCAAGUACACCCACGCCUUCACCAACAUCGGCGACUACCUGGUGACGGCGACGGUGCAGAACCAAGUCAGCAGCGCCCACACCCACGUGCUGAUCUCGGUCCUGGACGCCAUCCGCGACCUGAGGCUGCUGCACUGCUGCGAGCCGGGCAUCCCGACGGGAACGGAGCAGCGCUUCACCGCCCAGGUGGGACGCGGCUCCCAGGUGGGAUACUCCUGGCAGUUCUCCUUGCAGACGGACACGCGCCGCUACGUGGCCACUUCGGCAGGCGACAGCGUCCCCUACACUCCCGCGGCCGCCGGCUUGCUCGAAAUACACCUCAGCGCUUUUAACGGCUUGGGGAGCGUGAACCUCACCAGAGUCAUCCAGGUCCAGGACCAGAUCAUCCAGGUCACCCUUCGUCCCAGCAGCUCCUUUGUGAACAGGACGGCGGUGUUCGAAGCCUCCGUGGUGCCGAGCGCGAGGCAGGUCGUGUUUUGGUGGAGUUUCGGCGACGGCUCCCCCGCCCGGGUAACCGAGGUGGCGGCCGCCAACUACUCCUACCUGAGCCCCGGGGACUUCCUGGUGCAGGUGAACGCCACCAACCUCGUUAGCUUCUUCAUAGCGCAGGUCACGGUCACCGUGCGGGUCCUGGAGUGCGAGGAGCCGGAGGUGGAGCUGGCGCUGCCUCCGCAGGUGGUCAUGAAGCGAUCCCAGAGGAGCUACCUGGAGGCCCAGAUCGACCUCCGCGGCUGCAUCAAGUACCAGACGGAGUACCUGUGGGAGAUUUACCGAGCGCCCAGCUGCCGGCACCUCGGCGAGGCCAGCCAGAUCCGCCUGCCCGGCGUGGACGUGAACAGGCCCCAGCUGGUCAUCCCCAAGCUGGCUCUGAAAGUCGGGCACUACUGCUUCGUCUUCAUCGUCUCCUUCGGGGACACCCCGCUGUCCAAGAGCAUCUUCGCCAACGUGACCGUCAUACCGAGCAAACUGGUCCCAAUCAUCGAUGGGGGAUCUUACCGCGUGUGGUCCAACACCCAGGAUCUCAUCCUGGAUGGCGAGAAAUCCUACGACCCUAACUUGGACGACAGCGAACAGACCCCGCUGCAUUACCAGUGGUCCUGCGCCUCUUCCUCUAAGCAGAGCUCGGCUGCAGGGUGCUCUCUGAAUUUCAGUGCCCUGGAAGGAACCGUCACCAUUUCCAAAGCCACGUUGGAAGCAAAUGUGGAGUAUACGUUCGAUCUCACAGUCUCGAAGGAGGGGAUGAGUCCCGAGGCCACCAAUCAGACCGUGCUAAUCAAGAAGGGCGGCGUGCCCAUCGUCUCCCUGGAGUGCGUGUCCUGCAAAGCCCAGUCCGUCUACGAAGUCAGCAAGAGCUCCUACAUCUACCUGGAGGGGACCUGCCAGAACUGCCAGAACGACUCCAAGCUCGGGAGGUGGGCAGCGCAGAGCUUCAAGAACAAGUCCCUCGUGCUGGACAAGCGCACGACCUCCACCGGCAACGCGGGCAUGAACCUGGUGCUGCGGCAAGGGGUGCUGAAGGAUGGGGAGGGGUACACCUUCACCCUGCACAUCACCGACCUCACGACGGGGGAGGAAGGCUAUGCCUCCAUCGACCUGCUCCCGAACCGCCCGCCCUUCGGAGGGACCUGCCGGCUGUUUCCGCACAAACCGCUCGAGGCGCUGAUGGCGAAGGUGCACUUUGAGUGCAAAGACUGGAGAGACACGGAGGAUGAAGAGGCCCCUCUGGUGUACAUCCUCCUGGCCACGCGCUGCAAAGCGGGACACUGCGAGCAGUUCUGCGUGUACAAAGGCAGCCACUCCGAGCACAGCGCCUUCCUCCCCCCUGGCUUCCAGGCCAGCAGCUUCCUCGUGCACGUUUCGGUGCUUGUGCAGGACCAGCUGGGAGCCACCGCGGUCGCCCUCAACCGCUCCAUGACCAUCACCCUGCCGACCCUGCCGGACGGACACCAGAGCCUCUCUCGGUGGCUCUGCAAUCGGACCGACACGGUGCUCCAGGGCUUGGUGAAACAGGGGGACCCGCAGCAAGUCAUCGAGUACUCCUUGGCCCUCAUCACCAUCCUGAACGAGUACGAGCACGCACUGUACUCGGAAGCCGAGGCCAGCCACGAGCGAGCGCUGCGGAUCUGGACCCGCACCAACAUCACCGAGACCCUCAUCUCCCUGAGCGUGAACACAGUGGAUGACAUCCAGCAGAUCUCGGCAGCCCUGGCUCAGUGCACGGUGGCGAGCAAGGAGUUUGUCUGCAGGUCCUGCCUGACGAGGACCUUGAACAAGCUGGAGAGCAUGAUGGCGAUCCUCCAGGGAGAGACCACCCAGGGCACCAUGACGCCGACCGCCAUCGCAGACAACAUCCUCAACAUCACAGGGGACUUGAUACACCUCGUCAACGCGGCGUCACCGGAGCUGAAGCCCCAGGAGUUGUUCAAUGAUCACCACCACGUCCUGGUGGCUUCCAAAGCCUACAGCCUGUCCUCCAGCCUCAUGCGCAUCCUGAUGAAGUCCCGGGUGCUGAAUGAGGAGCCCCUCGAGCUGGCGGGAGGAGAAAUCGUGGCCAAAGGCAAGAGGUCUGACCCCUUCAACUUGCUCUGCUAUGAAAACACGCCCGACUGCCAGUUCUCCAUCCCCCAGGCCUUCAACACCACCUUCUCCGACCUGACCGACGUCAUCCAAGUCAUGUUCCGGGUGGACUCCAAUCCCUUCCCCUUCGGCUACAUCAGCAACUACACCGUGUCCACGGAAGUGGCCUCCAUGGAGUUUCAAACUAACAACGGGACCCAGAUUCCUAUUGGGAGCCUGGACUCCGAGAAAGCCAUCACCGUGAUGGUCUCCAACAACACCGAGGCAAUGAAUAUCUCUGCCGGCACGGAGGUCAUCCCGGAAAGGACUUCGGUCAACCUCGUGGUUACAACGGAGAACAACCACCGCGAAGCAGGGCUGCACUUCCAGCUGACUUACCGCAUCUUAAACGACCGCUACCUCUCGAGUGAGCCAGAGCCAUUCGUCGCAGCCUACCUCCACGAUGCGCCCGCGCCCAGCGAGCACAACUGCAGCGCCGCCAAGAAGAUCGGCCUGGAGGCCCUGGCCAGAAAGGACCACAAGCAGUACACCUUCUUCAUCUCCCCCGUCACCGACGACACCACCAAGGAUUACUACCUCAACAUCACGAACCACUUCAGCUGGUCCGCGGUGGAGGUGACGCUGGGCCUGUACACCUCCUUGUGCCAGUACUUCUGCGAGCAGGAGAGGAGGUGGAAGACGGAGGGCAUCGUCCCCCUGGAGGACACCAGGCCGGACCAGGCGGUGUGCCUCACCCAGCACCUGACGGCUUUCGGAGCCAGCCUGUUCGUUCCCCCAAACUCCGUCCGGUUCAUAUUUCCUGCACCCGGCCCGGGCCUCAACUACAUCGUGCUGCUGACCUGCGCGGUCUGCUUCGUGACGUACUCCGUGGCCGCCCUCAUCGUGCACAAGCUGGACCUCAUCGACGUUAACCGGGUGGGGGUGAUCCCCUUCUGCGGGAAGAACGGGCAGUAUAAGUACGAGAUCCUGGUGAAGACCGGCUGGGGCAGGGGAUCAGGCACGACGGCCCACGUGGGGAUCACGCUGUACGGCGCGGACAACAAGAGCGGCCACAGGCACCUGGACGGGGAGAACACGUUCCACCGCAACGGCCUCGACGUCUUCCAGAUCGCCACCGAGCGCAGCCUGGGCAGCGUCUGGAAGAUCCGCGUCUGGCACGACAACAAAGGGCUCAGCCCCUCCUGGUAUCUGCAGCACAUCAUCGUGCGGGACCUGCAGAGCAGCAAGAGCUACUUCUUCCUGGUGAACGACUGGCUGUCGGUGGAGAGCGAGGAGAACGACGGCAUGGUGGAGAAGGAGGUUUACGCCGCCAGCGAGAACGAGCUGCAGAGCUUCUCCCGGAUCUUCGUGGCCGAGCUGCAGCGGGGUUUCUUCGAGAAGCACGUCUGGCUGUCCAUGUGGGACCGGCCCCCGCGCAGCCGCUUCACCCGGGUCCAGCGGGCCACCUGCUGCUCCGGCCUCGUCUUCCUCUUCCUCUGCGCCAACGCCGUGUGGUACGGCGUCGUGGGAGACGUCCAUCUCAGUAACGUGGCUGUUUCCAGCCUGAUCCCGGUCAGCGUGGACACGCUGGCUGUCGGGCUGGUGUCCAGCGUGGUCAUCUACCCGCUCUACCUGGUCAUUUUGUUCCUCUUCAGGAUGGCUCGUAGCAAGGCGUCCGUCAGCCACACGCUGACGCACUCGGACCAGCAGUCCCUGGAGAUCGAUAACUACCUGGACUCCUCGCUCCUGGAGAGCUCCUUCCUCACCUUCCCCGGGCUGCGGGCCGAGGCCGUUUCCGAGCAAACCAAAACCGACCUGCUCCCGGACGACUCAAAAAGCCUGAUCCAGUGGCCCUCCAGCGAGGCCCUGCUCACCUGGCCGGACCUCCUCAGCGACCCCUCCAUCAUGGGCAACACCAUCCAGAAGCUGAAGCGCGGCCGGACGAGCCGCCACCUGGGCCUCGAGACACCGCUGGCGGCGGAGGACGGCUUGUCGCUGGGCUUGCACCAGGGCCAGGCCAGAUACAUCUCUGCCUCCGACGAAGACCUGAUCCGGCAGAUCCUCGCCGAUGGAGCCAGCGGCAUCUCCCACUCCCAGGACGUGGGGCACUACGGCAGAGCCGAGACCGACCUGAUCUCAGGGCUAUCCAGCGUGUUUGGGGAGAAGACCGAGACCAUCGUGCUGCAGAAGCUGAAUGAGAAAGGGCAGAGCGUGGCACCUCCUCCCAGGGAAGUGAGCAGGUCGGCCAAGCCUAUAUGGACAGCCACAGACCGUGCGUUCCAGAAACGCCUGCUGCCCUCCUGGUGCUCGUACCUGGCUCACGCCAUCAGCCUCCUCCUCGUCGCCGCCUGCUUCGGGGUCUCCGUGUGGAUCGGCUUGGGCUUCACCUCCAGCGUCGCUCUCAUGUGGCUCAUCUCAGGGAUAUUCAGCUUCCUGGCCUCCUUCUUGAUCUGGGAACCUCUCAAGGUGCUGGUGGAAGCCCUCUACUUCUCGCUGGUCGCCAAGCGCCUGCACCCGGAGGAGGACGACACCUUGGUGGAGAACCCGUUUGUGGAGCACGUCUCGGAGAAGAUCAACAAGGUGAGGCCUCCUCAGGGCUUUGCCCUUUUCCAGGCCAAGGAGGAGGCCAGGAAGGUCAAGCUGCUGCACAAGAUGCUGAAGAACUUCCUCAUCUACAUGCUCUUCCUGCUGGUAAACCUGCUCACCAGCUACGGCGACGCGUCCCGCAACAGCCAGGCCUUCCUGCUGCAGAGCUCCAUCAAGCAGCAGCUGGGCAGCGAGGACUUCCUCUGCAUUAAGAGGUCCGACGAGUUCUGGGUCUGGAUGUCCCAGGUGCUGUUGCCGUAUCUCUACAACAACCAGUCGGGCCGGGAGAGCCACAGCCUGACGCUGGGGGUGCCGCGGCUGCGCCAGCUCCGCUCGCAGGAAGACAAAUGCCUGGACCCCAUUCAGGAGUUCCUCAGUGGCACAGACACAGCGGCGGUGAGGAAGAGAUGCAUGUACCGCUCUGGCAGUUUCGAUGCCAGCGAUCACACCGUGGGCUGGGACAGCGGGCCUGGGAACCGGACAGCCACGUGGUCCUACUCACCGCCCGACCUGGCUGGGGUCUGGUACUGGGGCUACUUCUCUGUCUACGACAGCGGAGGUUACACCCAGGAGCUGGGCACCACCUUGGAGGACAGCAGGGCCCGCCUGGACUUUCUUCAGCACCACGGCUGGAUCGACAACAUGAGCCGAGCGGUCUUUGUGGAGCUGACGCAGUACAACCCCGGCGUGGACCUGCACGUGGCCAUCACCCUGCGGCUGGAGUUCCCCGUGGCGGGGCACGCGGUGACGGCCGUCAACAUCCAGCCCUUCCCGCUGCGGCGGCUCAGCGGGGGAGUCACGCUGCAGCUCGUCAUGAUGGUCUUCCUCAUGAUGUUUGUCGUGUACUUCGUGGUCUCCGAGUCCCUGGCCAUCAAGAAGGAAGGCCGGGCUUACUUCGUCCGGCUGGGGAGCUACGCCCAGUGGCUGCUCAUCCUGCUGACCACCUGCUCCGUGGUGGUGCACCUGAGCCAGGCCACCAUCGCCGACCAGCAGUGGGCCAAGUACCUGAAGAACCGCAGGGGCUUCACCAGCUUCUACCAGGUGGCCUUCCUCAACAGCGUCUUCAGCAGCCUGGCCGCCUCCCUCCUCUUCCUGCUGACCAUCAAGGCCGCCCAGCAGCUGCGCUUCGUGCGGCAGUGGUCCGUGUUCGGCAAGACGCUGCAGAAGUCCGCGAAGGAGCUGGCCGCAGCGGGGCUGGCGUUUGGCAUCCUCGCCCUGGCGUACGCCCAGCUCGGCUUCCUGCUCUUCUCCUCCUGCUCCGAGUCCUUCCGCAGCUUCGGCAGCAGCCUCCUGCUCCUCUUCGCCCUGGUCCGGGGCAGCGCGACCCUGCGUCCCAGCCCGCCCGAGCCCUCGGGCUGGCACGGCUUGUUCUGCGCCAGCUACGUGGUGCUGGAGCUGUGGGUGGUGCUGCGGCUCUUCGCCGCCGUGCUCCUCCACCGCUACCGGGAGAUGCACUUCGAGCUGUACCGGCCGGCCUUCGAGCCGCAGGACUACGAGAUGGUGGAGCUCUUCGUCCGCAGGCUCAAGAUGUGGAUGGGCUUCAGCAAAGCCAAGGAAUUCCGGCACAAGGUGCGAUUCGAGGGGAUGGAGCCAUUGCCCUCGCGCUCCUCCAGCGACUCCAAGUCCUUCCGGGGCCCGACCCCCAGCGCCGCCUCGGACAGCUCCCGGGCCUCCACCUCCUCCAGCCAGCUGGACGGGCUCAGCCUGGUGCUGAGCGCCAGGGACAGCCUGGAGGUGGACGCCGACCUCCGGCGCCUCCUCUCCCUCUUCGAGAUGCUGCUGGCCCAGUUCGACCGCGUGAACCAAGUGACGGAGGACGUGUACCGCAUCGAGCACCAGCUGGAGGGCACGCAGAGCCGCCGGGCCAGGACGCGGCGCCUGCGCGGGACCCAGGCUGUCCCGUGCGCCCCGGGCUGCGGCGGGCUGGAGCAGGGCGAGAACGCCUCGGACGUGGAUUUCCCGCUGCCCUCCCGGUCCCCCGGCGCCCCGCAGGACGGCCCGGGCGCCGUGCCCAGCCGGCUCGUUCGAGCCAGCCGGGGCAUCGGCGUGGCGUCCCCGCACAAAGGCUACGGCACCCUGGCGCCAGCCGUGAAGAAGAGGCCCCUCCGGGCAAAGAACAAGGUCCACCCCAGCGUGAAGUAACGGGACCACGCAGCAUCGCCGAGGGGACACGUCACGGUGCUGCCUGGUGGAGGGCAGGGAGAUCCUCGCGGCGUGGAGAGCC
Molecule: messenger RNA, 13333 nt
Organism: Alligator mississippiensis (American alligator)
Lineage: Eukaryota; Metazoa; Chordata; Crocodylia; Alligatoridae
Gene: PKD1
Product: polycystin 1, transient receptor potential channel interacting
Exons: 46
Coding region: 121-13251 (4376 amino acids)
Biological process (GO): kidney development
Cellular component (GO): membrane
Molecular function (GO): protein binding
Source: RefSeq, a predicted model, not a curated record